Messenger RNA from Lolium perenne, 534 nucleotides. Lineage: Eukaryota; Viridiplantae; Streptophyta; Magnoliopsida; Poales; Poaceae. The record is from RefSeq and is a predicted model, not a curated record.
AUGCUCCCGCCGGUCAAACGCCUGAGCCCAACCCCCCAGGGCUGCCGCGCCACCAGGCCCACCUCGCCCCUGUGCAAGCCCACCUCGCCGCUGCAGAAGCACCACGCGCACGCCUCCAUCCCCAGCUCGAGCAGCUCCACUCCAGCCGAGCCCGCGCCUCGCCCCUGGGUCCUCGACCAGCUCACCAAAGCCGCGCCGCCUCGGCUCGCCUGGCCCCUCCCGCCGAUCCCCCUCACCUUCCGCUCGCCCCGGCCAAGCUCCGCCCGAUCCCGCCAAGAACCGCUCCUUCCCCGCCCAGGCCACCACACCGCCGCCAGCGGCGCCUCCGUCUCGCCACCAACCGCCCCCGCCCGGCUCCCUCCCUACACCGGCGCCGCCUCCUGGCCCCCGCUCCCGUCGCCUCCAUCCGAGCCGCCGCGCCUUGGCCACCCGUUGCUCCACCUCGCGCUGCUCAACUCUCCUCCCAUCCAGCAGCAGCUCCAUCUCCGCGUGGCCCCGCCCCAGCUUCCUCUCCACGCGCAAGCCUCCACCUAG